Brassica oleracea var. oleracea is the source of this 3439-nucleotide messenger RNA. RefSeq lists its product as uncharacterized. The transcript is spliced from 11 exons. The coding region runs from base 157 to 3315 and encodes 1052 amino acids. Gene Ontology annotation, cellular component: cytoplasm. Gene Ontology annotation, molecular function: protein binding. Lineage: Eukaryota; Viridiplantae; Streptophyta; Magnoliopsida; Brassicales; Brassicaceae. The record is from RefSeq and is a predicted model, not a curated record.
CCCCGUCGCUCUUCUCUCUCUGUCUCCGUAAUCAAUCAGCCAUGGCGGUUUCUAUCUUUACACCUCCAAAACCUCCCUCUCUCUCUACCUCGAUUCCGCCUUCUUAACGACUCGCCUCCACUUCUCUUCGCCUUCGGUGUAUGUAACUCGAUUCCAAUGGCGAUUGUGACGGGAGAUCGCUACGUUGAGAAGCUACAGAAGUUUCUAGAAGAAGAAACCGAGUCGCUUCUCGAGGAAACCAUGGUUCUCAAGCUCAAUCCAGCUGGUCUUCACUAUAUUCACCUCCGCCUCGAGUCUCUCCGUGAGCUCGAGCGCAUGCUCUCCGGCGCUCCUGUUGACUACCUUCGCGCUUACGUGUCCGACCUCGGAGACUACCGCGCUCUCGAGCAGCUCCGUCGUAUACUCCGAAUCCUCACUUCGGUUAAGGUCGUUUCCACGCUUCCUUCCCCCGCUCGCGAUCCGACGCCGUUGUCUCUUAUUCCCUUUGGUAGGCUUAAGGUUUUGGAACUUCGUGGCUGUGAUUUGUCUACUUCUCCGGCUAAGGGCUUGCUCGAUCUCCGUCACACCUUGGAGAAGAUCAUCUGCCAUAACUCCACUGAUGCGUUGCGGCAUGUUUUCGCCAGUAGAAUUGCAGAGAUAACGAAUUCGCAAGAGUGGAACAAGUUGGCGGUUGUAUCAUGUUCUUGUAACCGUCUUGUGCUCAUGGAUGAGUCCUUGCAGCUUCUUUCAGCUGCUGAGUCGCUUGAUCUGAGUCGAAACAAGUUUGCGAAAGUGGAUAACCUUAGGAGAUGCACCAAACUGAAGCACCUUGAUCUUGGUUUUAAUCAUCUUAGAACAGUUUCUCACUUGAGUCAGGUAUCCUGUCAUCUUGUAAAGCUUGUUUUGAGGAACAACGCUCUAACUACGUUGCGUGGGAUUGAGAACUUGAAGUCACUCGAAGGCCUUGAUGUAUCCUACAAUAUUAUUUCAAAUUUUUUGGAACUGGAGUUGCUUUGGAGUCUUUCACUACUCAAAGAAUUGUGGCUGGAAGGGAAUCCAGUGUGCUGUGCUCGAUGGUACAGGGCACAUGUCUUCAGCUACAUUGCUAUUCCAGAUGGCCUGAAACUAGAUGGCAAACAGAUAGGAACUAGAGAAUUUUGGAAGAGGCAAAUCAUUGUAGCCCAUAGACAUAGUGAGCCUGCCAGCUACGGAUUCUAUUAUCCAGCUAGAGAGGAAGGUAACGAAGAAGAAAGCUGUAAUAGAAAAAAGAAAAUGAUCUGCCGUCUCGCUUCUAUUGAUUGCGAGGAAGAGAGCACCUACGCGAAUUCUGACCAAGAGACUGUGUCAUGUGAUCACGAGAACAAAGACAAUAUAAAGUGUGAUCAAGAUGCUGACAUAUUUGGUCUUAUAAGGAAAGUUGAAAACCUGAAGAAAGAACGUUCUGUUCUAUGGCUACGAGAGUUCAAGGAAUGGAUGGAUCAUUCAUCAGAGGAUUUUGCAGAUGUCAGCAAAGACAGCUUGGGUAUCAAUAUGGAAAAGUACUGUUCAAACGCAAGAGGAAUUUCAAGGCAGCAUAGUGGAACACGAAGAUACUCGUCCAGCUCUUUACGAGCUUCAAGAGAUAAGGGCCAUAGGAAAAAUUUAGAAUGCAAUGGUUCAUCUGUGGAUCACAAAACCGGUAUGGAUGAUAUGAAGUACGUUGAAGGUAAUGAGACACAGACUAUGACUAGUGACAUCUCUUCGUUAGGCCUUCAAGCUACAAAUCAAAGUCAGGAAUUUGCAUCGGUUGAACCAAACAACCUGUUUUCUACAGCCCCUUCCGGGGAGAAGUUAGCUGAAAAUGGAAAUGCGUCAACAUUGGAUAUAGGCCAGGAUAUAAUGGGAUCAUUUUCAUCAACUUAUCCUGGGUCACCCCCUCAUUAUCAGAAAGAUGUCUUGCAUCGACGUCAGAAUUUGGUGGAAGAAAUCUUACAGCUGUCUGCAGAUUCUUAUUCAGUUGCAUCAUCUGAUAGCACAAGCAGCUGCAGUGAAGAUGAUAACUAUGACUCUGAGUCUGAGUAUUCGAACCAUGAAAACAGUCGGUUGACAGAUCUUCUUUAUGUGAAUAGACUGCGUGAGGAGAUUCCGGGGUGUGAACCCAAAGUAACAAGCUCUCUUGAUUCUCAACCGGAGAAUGGUAGUAGCAUAAUAGAAUCUUUGAGGACUGGUGGAUCGAUGAAGGAGAAUACCAGUAGUUCUCUUUCGGAAUUGCAUAAUGGUGAACAUAUUUGCCAUUUGGUUGAGACAAAGAAAAGCAUAAGGAAACCUAUAAAAAGAUAUGUUUCCUUUCAGAAAGAGGAAAGUUGUAUUACUAAUGCGGAGGCAUCUCUCAGCAGUGACGCAGAUAUCUGUUUUUCUGGUUCUGAUCAUUUGCAAGAAAGUUCUCUGUCAAUGAUGUGUAGUAGUAGUAAUAGCAAUAGUAGAUAUUUGGGGACUGACAGAACACAUGAAGGAAAAGGCGAUUCAGUAGAGGAAUAUUUUUCAGCAAAACUGGCAGAUUCCAGCUCUCAAGAAACUUGUAGGACGUACAUGAGCUGUGAUUUUAUACUACAGAAAGGUUCUACGUACAAGCAACGGGAAGCAGUGUUGCUGCUGAGCACCCUAAACAAGCUUUACGUGCUACUCGUGGGUGUGUCUGCGACUUAUCAAGGGAGCACCUUAAGUGUACUGUGUUCCCAUGAAAUCAGCGAGUUACAAGACGUUUCAGUUGGUCUAGGACUUCAGCUUGUGAGGCUACGCUUUUUUGAGGAUGCAGAAUACAUUUUUGUUACAAAGUGCAUUGAGAAGACAACAGACUUACUCAAUAUCAUACAAGUUUUUGAUUCUCAGGAUUCUAAAUGCUCUCUUGGAAGUCUAGAGAAUAUUCAGGUGGACUUGUUUGAGAAAGAAAUUUGUGGAGGAUUGAAGCUGAGUAUAUUCCAGUACAAUAUUCUUCAAUUUCAGAGCUGCACCCUUGGAGAAGCGUUGUGGCGUUGGCGGUCGCUAUUUGUGGCUGGUGGGCGUCUCUUUAUAUGCAAUGAAGACUUGGCACAACUUAGUUCUCAAAGAGCAUAUUCUUCUUCUGCUCCAUAUUUCUCGCUUGACUCGUGCUGUUCCAUUUCUGAUAUAUCUGAGACGAUCGUUCAAUCGCAAGGCAGGGUUGUGUCACUGAAGAUCAAAGAGACCAGAAGAGUGGAUUCAGUUAUAUGGAAGCUUAAGUGGUGCUGCACUGAGAAAGCACUCAAGUUUGUGACUUUGGUCAAAGCUCUUCACCCUGAUUCGGCACAGUGUCCGUUGGCUGUAAGCUACAGAAGGUAAGUCUUCGUUUGCUGUUUUUUUGUUUAGUUUUACAGGUCACUUUUCUGUGUAAUUAUGUAUAUAGCACCCACGUACGUUGUUCAUAUUCAUUUGAUUCAAUUUGUUAAUGCGUUAAAAUCAUCGA